AUGGGCGCAGCAUCUCAAAGCGAGUCAAGCGAGCGCACGGUGGUGAAGCAGGGCGCCCGCCGGGCGUCUAUGCUGGAGAUUUUGGGCCUGAAGGGCAACUUCAGCCACCUGAACUUGAAGGACCCCUUCAACGUGAAAAAGCUUGGCUCCAGCUACACCACCGAGAUCCGUGCGGGCUUGACAACGUUUUUGGCCAUGGCCUACAUUCUUCCGGUGAACAGUGGCAUGCUGAGCCUGGCUGUGCCGGACAUGAAGGAACAGCUGGUGUGUGCUACGGCUCUGGCGGCCUUCUGUGGCUGUUGGCUGAUGGGCAUCCUCUCCAACUUCCCUUUCAUGCUUGCGCCAGGCAUGGGCACCAACGCCUACUUCACCUUCAGCAUCGUCUUGGGUCGGGGCCUCCCAUGGCAAGCCGCCUUUGCGGCUGUCUUCGUGGCCGGCUGCCUCUUCACGCUGCUGAGCGUCACGGGCAUGCGCACGCUGCUGAUCCGGCUCUUCCCCGAAGGCAUCAAGGAGAUCAUCGGCGCAGGCGUCGGGCUCUUCCUGACCUUCAUCGCUUUCCAGAGUGCCGAGGGCAUGGGCUUCUCUGUGGCAGAUCCCGCCACGUUGGUGAAGCUCGGGUCUCUGAGCUCCGACUCCUAUGACUCGGCGAAGAUGUGGUUGAGCCUCGCAGUGCUGGUGAUCACUGCGAGCCUGCUGGCGGCCAAGGUCCCGGGUGCUCCCUUGAUCGGCAUCGUGCUGGGAACCGUCAUCUGCUGGAUCGAGGGCUGGGCGCACGGCACGGAGGGCACCAUCUUCGGCUACCCCUUCGGCACCGGAGGCGACAGCUCCGCCAAGGACUUCCGCAUCUACGUGCCCACCGGCAUCGUGGCCAAGCCGUCUCUUGAAGGCCUUGCUGGCGCUUUGUUCGAAGGCUUUGACUGGGCUUUCCACCCGGACACCAGCAGCACGUUCUGGACGGCUGUGGCUACGUUCUGCUACACCGACCUGCUCGACUCCUCCGGGACCUUCUUCGCCGUGGCGAAGGUCGCCGGGCUCACGGACAGCCGGGGCAACCUGCCGCUUGCGCGCCAGAACAUGGCGUACCUAGCCGAUGCGCUGGCCAUGAUGGUUGGCUCCGUGCUGGGCGUCUCCACAGUGAGCACCUUCGCCGAGUCGACAGCCGGGGUGGCGGAUGGAGCCAAGACUGGCCUGGCCUCGCUGGUGACAGGCAGCUGCUUCUUGCUGGCCAUCCCCUUCUCCCCGAUCGUCUCGGCCGUUCCUCCGCUGGCUUCCGGGCCCAUCCUGUGCCUCCUGGGCGCCAUGAUGUGCAGCUCCGUGAAGGGCGUGGACUGGGAUGACUUCCAGGAGUCUCUGCCGGCUUUCGUGGCCAUGAUCACCAUGCCGUUCACGUUCAGCAUCGGCUACGGCAUCAUCGCCGGCUUGGGCCUCUGGAUCUCCAUCCAGCUCUUGCUUGCACCCCUGAGGCUCUACCGUGGUGAGAGCCCCAUGGUGCGAGUUCACAAGCUUUGGGGCUCCGCGUUCGUGGAGGGCGACGAGGAGGAGAAGAGCAGCGGCAAGGGUACUCCUAGCACCAUCACCCCCAGCCAGUCCUUCGGCGAGGAGGUUUGA
Symbiodinium sp. CCMP2592 is the source of this 1608-nucleotide messenger RNA. NCBI's taxonomy places the organism in Eukaryota, Dinophyceae, Suessiales, Symbiodiniaceae. The record is from the annotation of a GenBank genome assembly.